AUUCUCUCUACCUUACUAUUUUCCCCCAAGGCUAAACCCGUCACAUCUAACGCAUCUUCUACAAAUCACAGAUUUGUUUCUUUCUUUAGCCAGGGAUCCUACUCGGCGCAUGUAGCCAUUAACUUCUUAUUCUACAUCGAUCUUUCUCUGUAUUUUCUCUUACAUCCCAUAUUCCUCACUUUUCUACCGGGAAUUGAAGGUGUCUGUGUCCCUUAAAUCCUCUUUUGGGCCCAGCAGCGCGGAUCGCAAGGAAAAAAAAAAGUUGAAUACCCAGUUCGCGAUAUACUUUCCACCUUGCGCAUCUCCGUCUAACAAACUUUCACGACAACUCAUACGCAUCAUAAUCGACCGAACGUCAUCUCGGCUGUUGACUGUUCACCUUCCAUGUCUUCCUUUACGUAGUGUUGUCUACCUUCUCAAGCUCGGUCCCACGCGUCAGACGCGCUCAUUCAACCAUCUCGCAGGCCGCGUGCCUCGAGCUGAUUUAAUCAUACUCCCUAAUAUAUCGAGUUGCCACCAUGUCGGGCUUCAGCGGAUUCGGCUCUGGCGGCAGCGCCUUCGGCAGCAACAACAAUACCUCCACUGGGUUCGGUGGAUUUGGUAGCAAUAACACACCCAGUACAACAGGCUUCGGCGCAAAUAAUGCUACUACUAGCGGCUUUGGUGCCCCCGGUAAUACGGGAGGCGGCCUAUUCGGCUCCGGGACCGCGCCGUCUGGCUUCGGUUCCAACACUGGUGGUGCAUUCGGAUCGACGAACAAUACCGGCGGUGCGUUUGGUUCCAAGCCUGCUUUCGGCGGCACAUCUACGAGCGGUGGCUUGUUUGGUGCUGCUACCACAUCGACUUCGGGCGGGUUCGGCGGCUUUGGAUCUACAAGUAAUGCUUCGACGUCCAGCCCUUUUGGUGGUGGCAGUGGCAGUGGCACUGGUACUGGUACGUCCAUUUUUGGAAGUAACAACAACAAGCCGGCCUUUGGAACCUCGAAUACUGGCACGACAGGUGGUGGACUCUUUGGAAGCGGAACGACGACGAAUAAUACUGGCACCUCAACCGGCUUCAGCGCAUUUGGUAGCACGUCGAACGCUCCCGCCAGUACAGCACUAGGUCCGGUGGGUGACCCCCCAGGUACUGGUGCCGUUACAAACUUCCAGCCCCUGGUGGAAAAAGAAAGUGCUACCAGUUCCGCACAGAACUCCUUCCAGAAUAUCCUAUUCCAGGAUCCGUACAAAAAAUGGUCCGCGGAGGAGCUAAGGCUUGCUGAUUAUGCAGCUGGGCGCCGUUAUGGUGGCACUUCGGGUACUGGGACCUUUGGGGUCGGUUCUGGUUUUGGCGGCUUUGGCUCGAAUAACCAAACGACGAAUUCGUUUGGCACCUCGAAUACGACCACGAAUACUGGCGGCGGUCUAUUCGGCAAUGCUGCGUCUUCUGGUGGUUUUGGUGCUCAAAAUAACACCAAUACGGGUGGAUUUGGGGCUAAUACCAACACUAGUAGUGGUCUAUUUGGCGCCAACAAGCCAGCAACGACCAGCGGCCUAUUUGGCAGCACAGCAACGUCUCAACCGGCACAACCCAGUGGUUUGUUUGGUGGGAAUACUGGGUUUAACACCGGAAAUACUGGUACUGGUUUUGGAUCUACGAGUGCUAAUACUGGAAGUUCAUUGUUCGCGAACAACGCCAACAAUCAGCAAAAACCCGGCUUCAGUUUCAGCAAUACUGGUAACAAUGCCACCGGUGGCUUUGGCAGCAACACUGGUGGCUUCGGUGCCAACACCAACACUAAUGCUGCUGGUGGCGGCCUCUUCGGUAACAACAGCAAUGCCAACCAGACUCCUGGUGCCGGUCUUUUCAACAAUACGAGCCAGCAAAAUACCGGCGGGCUUUUCAGCGGUACCGGCAGUAACACUGGUUUUGGUGCCCAAAAUCAACAGCAAGCCGGAUCAACCCUCUUUGGUAACACCCAACAGAAGCCGGCAGGGGGGCUGUUUGGAGGUAGCACUACCACUCCUGGAACCAGUGGUGGUAUGUUUGGAUCGAACAAUAACGCUGGUGGUUUUGGGGCAGGCAACAACCAGUCUAGCCUAUUUAACAAUAAACCUGCCGCUGGCACUGGCACUACCAGCCUAUUCGGGAACACCGGUACAACGACGAAUACGAAUACCGGAGGUGGCUUGUUUGGGGGUUUAGGCCAAAAUAACCAGAACCAACAGCAGCCACAACAGGGUGGUGGACUCUUCGGUUCAAGUCUUGGUCAAGCACAACAGAAGCCGAGUCUGUUCGGAAGUACGACACAGGCGGCCGGCGGUAGCCUUUUCGGGAACCAAAACAACCAGCAACAGGGCUCGUCCAUAUUUGGAACGUCAACUGCGCAGCAGCAACCACAAAAUAAUGGAAUGGGCAGUUCCCUGUUUGGCAAUUCCCAGGGCAACCAAGCGAUCCCAUCUCUUACUGCAAGCAUCAAUGACCCAACAGCAUACGGCUCACUAUUUGCCAAUAUUGGCAACACAGAAGUUGCUGACCCUGGCCCCCUCGCAACGCCUACCAAAAACAAACAAGCCAGGAGACCCUCUAUUCUCCCCUACUAUAAGUUGAAUCCAGCCUCCGCCUCUCGAUUUAUCACUCCGCAGAAGCGUGUAUACGGCUUCUCUUAUAGCACCUACGGUACUCCGAAUAGCACUUCGAGCGUAUCUAGCACUCCAGGAGCACUGUCACAAAGCCUGAUCGGAGGUGGCAACCUGUCACGCAGUUUGAACAAUUCCCUUAGCAAGAGUGUCUCGGCAAGUAGUCUUCGGCGGAACUUCAAUAUUGAGGAUAGCCUGCUAGCCCCUGGUGCAUUCUCUGCUAGCUCAGGGUCAAGAGUAUACGGCGGUGGCAGCGUCAAGAAACUUGUUAUCAAUAAGGAUUUGCGUAGUGAUUUGUUUUCCACUCCUACAAGAGACAAGUCUUCGCCCGAGACCCCAAAUAGCUCUCGAAAGCUAACCAAACGAGUUAGCUUUGACACCAGCAACGUCGAGGCCAUUGAAGAUGGCGAGGCCACAAACGGUUCGACUCAUUCCACUCCAAGUGCAGAACAGUUGGGCUACGUUCGGCCGAAGAGCACCAAUGGAGUCAACGGCUCUAAGUCAAGUUCUGUCCCCGAAAUGGAGCAGGUGAAGGGCAACGAGCUAGCGGUUGUGCAUGAAGAGGAAGCGACCUCGCCUGAGGGUCGCAGUCCAGCAGCAGUCUCCUCCAAUAUUGAGCCUGGUAAUUAUUGGAUGACGCCGUCUAAAGAGGAAAUUCAAAUCAUGAAUAGAAUUCAGCGCCAAAAGGUCUCCGACUUCACCGUGGGACGUGAGAAUGUUGGCUAUGUCAAGUUCAAGGUACCUGUCGACCUAACCUCGAUCGAUGUCGACAAUAUAUUUGACGUAAUUGUCAUCCUUGAACCGCGGUCCGCCACCGUAUACCCUAACGCUGCCAAAAAGCCUCCCGUCGGCAAGGGUUUGAACGUCCCUGCGUUGAUCAACCUUGAGCAUGCAUGGCCUCGUUCUUCACGGAAAGGAAAGCCUGUUUCCCUGACGAAACAAAUCGAGCGUUUGAAGAGGAUCCCGGAUACUAAGUUUGAGAAUUACAAUACCGAAACUGGUGAAUGGACCUUUUCCGUUGAGCAUUUCACUACGUACGGUCUGGAUGAGUCGGACGAAGAGGAAGACAGUGAAGUUAAGCCGUCGAAUGGCCCCUUAUCUUUCCCGUUAAAGCGGGCUGAGUCACCAUCGUCGGUUCCUGGUUCGGACGACGCUGCGUCUGACGUGAGUGACGUCUUGCAGGGCAAACGAAGUCAUCCUGCACCCCCGGGGGCUUUCGACCCCGACCAUGAUUCCUACGUUGAAGACGAGGCUGAAACGGCGGCAGUUAUCGGACCCCAGCCGUCUUUUUUAGCUAAUCGCUCCGUGGGUUUAGCGGCCACUGCUCUUGUUCAUAUGGAACAAGAUGACAUGGUCGAUGAAUAUGCGACGUCCGAGGCACAUGAAGAUGCGAGUGCUUCCCUCGGACGGCAUCUUGCCGCGGAGCGUGACGACAACUCGUUUGAUGGGUCGCAGUUCGAUACUGUGCCAGAGACCCCUGCCGGUAUCAUGAGAGCCCGGAUGAGGGCGAUCAAAGGCUCGUCGACACCGAUGAAGGUCCAGGUUUCAUCCGGAGACGAUUGGAUGGAUAUGCUUAGCAAGACAAUUAGCCCGAAGAAGCGGGACCGAGCACUCCUAAAAACCAUCCAUGAAACCGAUCAAUAUCGUGCGCUGGAUGAGGCUCCUCGUGAGACAUCUCCAACAAAAAAGCGCAUAGUAUCAGAUAGUCGAGGUUUUGCAACGAGUAUCGAUCUGAUGAACUCGUUGUUUGAGAAGGCGAAAACUCCCGCUGAAAAUCUCCAGGCGUCCGUGCGGCCAAAGGGUGUUAAGUGGCCUUAUAAACGACUUACGAAACAUCUCGAUGAAAGUGACAUGGAUGAAAAAGAAAGGAUGUGGCAUGACACUAUACGACCUACCUGGGGCCCGAAUGGUACCCUUGUAUUUUCCGCUACCCCAAAUACCUCGUCGUUUGGAAGGUCAAGCCGUAUAUCUGAAAAGAAUGGAUUGAUGACUGUGAUGAAAGGCGGCAUCGUAUCGGAAUCUCAGGAUAUCCGAAUCGCUAAAUUUACGAACGAGAUGUCAGCCAGAGCCAUUGAAGUGCACAACAAGUUAGCACAAGUGCAGCUCAUCGAUGGCGCACCAACAGUCAGGCUAAACCCAAAGACAGUACUAAAGGACUUCUCUCCUGGGAGUAAUGCCAAGAACGCUGCCGAAGAGCACGAGAAACUCGUCUGGGAGCUUGCUAGCGUGCUUUUUGAUAGCGUCAAAGUUCCCGCAGACCUUCAAACCGAUCCUGAAGCUCUAGAGAAGCUUCGCCGUGAGAAUCUGUCGCGGUUUUGGGAGCGCAUGGUCGAAGAGCAGACGAAUAAGACGGCCGCGAUGGCCGGGUCAAGUGAAGAAAAAGCUCUGGCUUCUCUGUCUGGUCACCGAAUUGCAGAGGCUUGCAAGCAUCUUCUUGAUGGCAAAAAUUUCCGCCUUGCGACUUUAAUUUCUCUCAUUGGUACGAACGAUACCGUCAAGAAAGAUGUAAAAGAGCAGAUGAAGGAGUGGCAAGAUGCCAAUGUGUUGUCUGAAUUCUCGCAGCCGAUUCGCGCUCUUUACGAAAUGCUCAGUGGCAAUGUCUGUGCCUGUGAAGGGACCAAAGGGGCAUUAGAAAACCGCACUGAGUCCUUCCUGAUUUCGAAACGAUUUGGCCUCAACUGGCAGCAAGCUUUUGGGUUGAGACUCUGGUACGCAAUCUCUACGGAGGAUAGCAUCGCGGAUGCGGUGGAAAAGUAUAAGGAAGAUGUGGAACAAGACAGGGAAUUACCACCGACCACAUGGUUCAUGGAGCAGGGUAUCAAGGGCAUCUGGAAUGACCCAGAUGAGGAUUUACGAGAGGACCUGCUUUGGGGAUUGCUGCGAUUGUACUCCGACACCCAAGUAGAUCUGGAAGCAAUACUCCGACCAGAAAAUUCUCAAUUAUCCCCUCUUGAUUUCCGGCUAUGUUGGCAAUUAGGACAGGCAUUAACAUCUACUGGGCGUGUCUCGUUCGGGAGGAACGCCGUCGAAAAAGCAGACGCCGCCACUAUCUCAUUUGCAUCACAGUUGACGAAUGAGGGUAGCUGGCUUGAAGCAACCUUCGUUUUACUACAUCUUACCGACCCGGAAGCUCGGUGUAAAGCGAUUCAAGACCAUUUGUGUAGACAUGCUGGACUGAUCGGGAAUGAAGACUCAGCUGCUUUCAGAAAGCUCACCGCAGACUUCAAAAUCCCCAAGCAAUGGAUUUGGCACGCAAAGGCAUUGUUCGCUAGGAGCGUCAAGAAGGACGCGAGCACCGAAGUUCAAUGCCUUCUCCGGGCGGAGUCGUGGGCUGAAGCUCAUCGCACUUUCAUUAAAGAAGUUGCUCCCGCCACGAUCAUUGAACGUGACUACGACACCCUAGCUGAUCUGCUGCAGCAGUUCGAAGGUCAUCAUUCGCAGGUGCCUGACUGGAACGUGGGUGGUGAAAUCUACAAGGGGUUCCUUCAACUGAUGGGAUGUCAAAGACGAGCCGAAGUCCCAUCUCCUCUUCUAGUUAAUGCUCUACUCGAGGGGCUACCGGCCAUGCAUGGAAAUACCCCCGAAGCUGGUAUUAUAGAAUAUGCAGCUUUAACAGACAUGGCGGCCGAAGUGGCAAAGGUGGUAUCAGGCAUGGCAAAGGCAGGAGAGAUGGAACACGAGCGUAUUUUGCAUCUGCCCCUAACGGAGGACGUCUUGCUUAAGCACUCCAGAGACCUCGCUUGGUCGCACUACUCAACCGUGAUGGCAGGCCAUUAAGAACCUCUUCAGGCUGCGAUAGUAUAGGAAGGAAUAAGACAGAUAACAAAAAACAUUUCUGUGGAGGAUGAUAGCACCCUAUAGUAGAUAGAUUCUUCCUUAGUAGGACGAGCCAUGGCGUAGGCAAGGCCUAGUCGAAGCAUAACUUCGGGGAGGGCGAACUACAUGAGCCCGUAAUGGAGGAUUAUGACGUUCGGAAUUUCUGGUGUCAUAGGGGUGACAGCGGAAAGUCAAUUACAUUCAUGUAGCAUAAUAAAGUAGCUAGCAUAAAAUUUGCU
This is a messenger RNA of Daldinia caldariorum, 6673 nucleotides long. Its product is annotated as nuclear protein 96-domain-containing protein. Gene Ontology annotation, biological process: protein import into nucleus; post-transcriptional tethering of RNA polymerase II gene DNA at nuclear periphery; RNA export from nucleus. Gene Ontology annotation, molecular function: structural constituent of nuclear pore. The record is from RefSeq and is a predicted model, not a curated record. Bases 519 to 6395 code for a protein of 1958 amino acids. The transcript has 6 exons. Gene Ontology annotation, cellular component: nuclear pore; nuclear pore cytoplasmic filaments. NCBI's taxonomy places the organism in Eukaryota, Fungi, Ascomycota, Sordariomycetes, Xylariales, Hypoxylaceae.